AUGAUGGCUGCUCUUCGGUUCCCUCUCGUUUCGGCCUGCGGCCGCGUUUCAGCCGCCUCCGGGGUGCUGCGGAGCUUUUCCUCGGAUACCGACUCUUACAUCAACAAGAUCUUGACUGCCAAGGUCUACGACGUGUGCAAGCGGACGGAUCUGCAUUUUGCCCCGACGCUUUCACAGAGAACAGGCAACCGCGUCUUCCUGAAGCGGGAGGACCAGCAGACUGUGUAUAGCUUCAAGCUCCGGGGCGCCUACAACAAGAUCGUCAACUUGUCCGACGAUGAGAAGGCACGGGGCAUCUGCGCCUGCUCUGCAGGGAACCACGCGCAAGGAGUGGCUUUCUCUGCCAGCGCGCUGAACAUUUCGGCAAAGAUUUUUAUGCCGAAGACGACGCCGAGCAUCAAAGUGGACUCGGUGCGCAGGUAUGCCAAUGACAUAUCCGAAGUCAUCCUGGUCGGAGAUAACUAUGAUGCUGCCUAUGCGGCUACGGUGGAAUGCAUCGAGAAAGAGGGGCGCGUGUUAGUGCACCCGUUCAACGAUCCCUUGGUCAUUGCCGGCCAGGGUACUAUCGGAAAGGAGAUCCUAGAGCAAACGACGAAGGAGGAUCUCGAAGCGGUCUUCUGCUGCGUGGGCGGCGGCGGUCUCUUAGCCGGCGUGGCCAGCUUCCUGAAGGCCGUGAAGCCGUCCAUCAAGGUCAUCGGUGUGGAAGCCCUGGAUUCGGCAGCGAUGACGGAGAGCCUCAAAGCCAAGGAGCUCAUAGAGCUGCCCUCCGUGGGCCUCUUCGCAGACGGCGCGGCCGUUAAGAAAGUCGGUGACGAGACGUUCCGGCUGUGCUCAGAGCAUGUGGACGAGAUGAUCAAUGUCUCGACGGACGAGAUUUGCGCUGCAAUCAAAGACUCCUUCAUAGACACUCGCGUGGUCCUAGAGCCGGCAGGGGCUCUGGCCACCGCCGGUCUCAAGCGCUACGCCCAGCAGAGCAGUAAGGGUGGUGCCCUUGUGGCUGUGACGAGCGGCGCGAACAUGGACUUCGAUCGGCUACGCUUCGUGUCGGAGCGUGCAGAUACCAGCGAGACUCACCUGGCUGUCCAGAUCCCGGAGACGGUGGGUUCCUUCCUGAGCAUGUACAACUGCAUCUUCCCCCGCAACGUCACGGAGUGUUCCUACCGCAUCAGUGGCGAUCUCGCUGAUGUCUUCAUCGCCUUCCAGGCUUCCUCGGUUGAGGACAAGGAAGAGGUCAUGAACACCAUGAGGAAGAAGGGCUACGGCCUGCUCGACAUCUCCCAGAACGAGCUGGCCAAAGUCCAUGGCCGGAAUCUCAUAGGUGGCCGAGCCCCGGCGCAUUUGACUUCAGAGGAGGGGCUCUUCCGCUUCGAGUUCCCUGAAAAGCCCGGAGCUCUCCUCAACUUCUUGGAGAAUCUGCCGCCAGGGUUCAACGUAUCGCUUUUCCACUACCGUGGCCACGGGGCAGACGCAGCGCGCGUCCUCGUCGGCAUGGACAAGAUGAUCCAUGUUGGCGGGAUAUCCUUCUGCAGCCAUUGUGCUCAUCAGAACUUGCAGCAGACAGCGCAACGACAGCCGCCCUCUGUUGGUGACAUCGACCCCAUUCAGGAGGAGUGUCCUGCAGUGCCGGAGGUGCACGUUCAAUUGAAUGGUCGGGAGAGGGAGACGUCUGCCGUCUCCGACCAUUUUCGUGGGCUCUUGGAUGGGCUCUAUCUGCAGCACCUGACUGAGAUGGCAGAGCUAGAGGCGAGGCUCUGCUCCCACAUGGAGGCCACCACGCCGCUUGCGCCUGUCGUCGCGCGCGAGCGCAUGGAGGAUCUCCCGUACGCGGCGCCAGUAAACAGCCUGGAAAUGCCGAGAGGCAACUCCUCGCUGAUGCUUUCACCACGUCUCCCCAAGAGCUCUUCCCAGGACUCCUCGUCAGUGCCCAAGUCUGUACACACAAAUGCUGGCGGCAUCAUGAACUCCAGUUCGGCAAUGCGACUACGCCGCACGCACAAGAAGGAGAUCCAGGCCUCUGAGGUCUUGGAGGCCCUAGACAAAGAGCAGGCUCUCCAGCAACUUUUCGAAGCACCGAUCACCUCACAGGCGCUUGGCGCCUCUCCCACGACGUCGGAGCUGAAGUUCACCACGAGCCCCUUCGAGUGGAGAAGUGGAGAGGCUGGAGAGAUCACUGGUCUCGAGAAGCUUCGUCUCUGGUUGCAGUCAAGCAGGUUUGAGAUGCUCAUCACCACCGUGCUCUGCAUCAAUGUUCUCUGGAUGGCGCUGGAGCUUCAGGUUUAUGGCUCCUACCGAGCCUACGAGGUCGGCGUGGUCGCAGAGAGCAUCAUCCCGCAAGAGUGGCUGCCCAGCAUCGACGUGGCUUUCCAGAUCGGUGACGGGAUCUUCACGGCCUUCUUCGUCUUCGAUGUGGGUCUUCGCGUCGCUUUGCUGGGUCGGCGGUUCUUCAAGGUCUGCAUGAACUACAUUGACCUUCUCGUUACUGCAGCUUCUGUUGUGGAGCUGGUCGUGUCGCAAAUGACCGUGAACCCAAUGCUGUUUCGACUUCUUCGGAUCGGAAAGCUGGCGCGAGCUCUGCGGAUGGUCACCAUGAGCAGUGUUCUGUCCUCGCUGCAGCUGCUAAUCAAGUGCCUGAGCGCCAGUGCCGACAUGCUCGUGUGGACGUUUUGCCUGCUUACCUUCAUCCAGUGUGUGGCGGGCAUGGUCGUCAGCACACUCUGCAGCGAGUUUCUGAAGGACACGGGCCAGAGUAUCGAGCUUCGAGAGGAGGUGUACCGAUACUACGGCACCUUCACUCGAACUUUCCUCACCAUGUUCGAGAUCCUGUUUGCGAACUGGAGCCCUCCUUGUCGCGUUUUGGUGGAAAACGUCAGCGAGUGGUUCUCGGUCUUCUUCCUGCUUUACCGCUGUGUGUUGGGUUUUGCAGUCUUGAAUGUCGUGAAUGCGGUGUUUGUGCAGCAGACCAUGAAGACGGCUAGUUCCGACGAGGAGUUGGCCUUCAAGCAGAAGGAGAAAGACAUUGCGGCGUAUGCAAGGAAAGUUCGACGUCUGUUUCAGACCAUGGACGACUCCAACGACGGCGCGAUCAGCUUAGAGGAGUUCUCCAAGCUGGUUACUUCGCCAAAGCUGAAGUUCUGGAUGAGCCAGUUGGAGCUGGAGUACCAUGAUCUGCUUAGCCUCUUUGAGUUCCUCGACAAUGGCGAUGAGCAAAUCACGCUGCAAGAGUUUAUCGAAGGAGCCUCUCGACUACGGGGUCAGGCGAAAGCUCUGGAUGUUUGGAGAUUGGAAACCAAGCUCGAGGUUCUCUUCGAGGAGAUGCUCCGCUUGCAAUCCAAGGAGGACUCCUCUCCUCAGAUCUCUUCCUUCGUGCAAAACGCCUUCAAAAAUUCCUUGUACAGCCACAUCAAGAGCAACGCAAAGAGCCAACACCGAACCUGA
Symbiodinium sp. CCMP2592 is the source of this 3435-nucleotide messenger RNA. Lineage: Eukaryota; Dinophyceae; Suessiales; Symbiodiniaceae. The record is from the annotation of a GenBank genome assembly.